AUGUGGUGGAAAGGAUUUGUCAUAGUGCAACUAAUUGUGCUGCGAAAUAUUAUUUUCUCUCAGCCAAUUAUAGAGAGUGGGAACGAUCGUAGUUCGAAGGCGAUCAAAUACGAAGAAUGCUGCCCUUGUCCAGGUGCUAACGAUGUCCCAAGUUUACGGGAUGAGGACUUUAUACCUUCCCAAAUAAGUUCUAUUGUUCGUUCGCCCGUAGAUGAGUGCCCUUGUAGAUUCAUGGGGACCGACUCCGAGGGGUCUUCGUCAAUAUUCUAUCCAUCUUUCUUAAGAGGUGUACAACCGAUGGAGAGUGCACGGGAUUCGAAACAGGGGCUAAAACCACUACUUCAACCUGAAGUAGGUCUCGCAUCAUCCGUUUUGGAGACGUUGAAGGAAGCUACCGACGAAGAAUAUAAGGAAGCGUUAGCAAGAGAUGCCUCGAAGAUCGCACUAAAAGCAGCCGAACCUAACUUUUUAGAUGCCGAACAUGAUUCGACAAGGAAUUCGGUAACUAUUGUCAUCAACCCAAGAGACUUAGACGACGGUUAUGAUGCUAUUCCCGAAGCAUCGCAUGUUCACGAAACAAGGUGUAUUCACAGUCCAUUGGGAAGUUCGAAUUCUCCAAUUUUCGACAAGCAAAGUCCUCUCGCUAAAAAAGGACUUCAACUAAAAGAUGUAGAGAUUAUUCCUCCACGGAAAACGAACAUUGAAGACACGAAUAGAAAUAAUAAGAAAUACAUGGAUUUAAAAGUUGCUGGCACAGACACCAAAGCCGAUAUUCUUAUGAUGCCCAAAGCUAAUGAUAAACAGAGCAGCAAUGAAUGCGCUGUGAUUAAUUCUAUCAGCGUUUCAGAUGAAUAUUUUUCAGACGAUUCAAAGGAAAUUGAACCUAAAUCUAAAGAGCCUGAUAUUAGUACUACUCCUGCAGUUCAGUCCCUCAUUCAAGAUGAAACUGAAAAAACAAGUUUAGAAAACGGUCCAAUGGGUGUAAGUGAAUCUGUGUGUGUUAUAACUGAAAUACCAGAUAACGAUGAACAAGAUUUCGAGAACGAAUGUAGAAUUAAAACAGAUUUUGAAGAUAAAAGCUCUGAAAUUAACGAUACAAAGAACGACAAAGAAGAAAAGAUACUGGAUUCUGCCCCUGAAUCGAGUAAUGUUAAGCAAAAUACAUUUCAACAAGAGGAAGGAACACAAAAUGUAUAUUGGGAUACAGAAACCAAGAAUACCGAAUACGUGUUGGAGUUGGAUCCCGGCACCAAGUACCAGACGAUAGAGGGUUUCGGCACAGCGGCCACAGGCUCCGCUGGUUACAACCUAAAGAGUCUUCCGAGCGCUGCGCAAGAAAACUUGAUCAAAUCAUACUUUGGAGUUGAGGGUUUGGAGUAUAACAUGUUGCGAGUGCCGAUUGGUGCCUGCGACUUUUCAUUGAGUGAGUUCGCUUAUAACGAGUUGCCAAUCGACGACUACUACUUGACCAACUAUACACUUACCUGCGAAGACUUGGAGUAUAAGAUACCGAUUAUAAAACGAAUAAUGGAGGUGUCUCAGACCCCUGUGCAUAUCAUCGGCUCAACGUGGUCACCGCCAAACUGGAUGAAAUACUUUACGGAACACAAUCCCACUUGCGGCUACCUUAAAAACGAAUAUUAUCAGACCUAUGCUGAUUACCAUUUGAAAUUUUUAGAACAGUAUGCUGGAAAGGGGAUACCAAUUUGGGGUAUUACAACAACUAAUGAGCCCACAGUGGCCUUUAACGGUAUACCGGCGAAAAGCUGCAUUGGAUGGACAGAUAACCAGAUGAUGAUCAAAGAUCAUCCAAAAGUUCUGGACUACAUAGAUGGCUUAGCAGUCCACUAUUACGAUGACGUGAGCGUUCCGGUGCAGAAUCUAAACAACAACGUAGUCGGAUGGAUCGAUUGGAACUUCUGUUUAGACCAAAACGGCGGUCCGAACUGGACAGGGAAUAACGUCGAUUCGCCCAUAAUUGUUGAUGCGGAGAAAGGAGAAUUCUUUAAGCAGCCAAUGUUCUACGCUAUGGGGCAUUUCUCGAAAUUCAUCCCACGGGGCUCUCGAAGGAUUAGAGUGAAAGAGACCUGUUCGUCAAAAUAUAUCGAUGAAGUCGCAUUUCUGACGCCGCAUAAUACAAUAGUUCUGAUUGCUUACAACGACAACGAAAACGCCACAAGCGUCAGUGUGGUGUUAGGCGGCAGGCAAGCAGCUUUGAAACUGGAAGGCAAAUCAAUCACAACUGUCGAAUUUAACAACGAAGAAUGCAAAUGUUCCUACUUUAGUUCGCGCGGUCUCGAGUACAACAUGCUGCGAGUGCCCAUCGGUGGUACUGACUUCUCUACUCAUUAUUACGCCUAUAAUGAGGUCCCUGCCGACGACCCCGACCUCACCAACUACACACUGUCAUACGAGGACUACAAUUACAAGUUGCCGGUGAUCAAAGCCUGCAUGGAUGUGUCGACAUCGCCUGUGCACAUCGUUGGAUCGGUGUGGUCGCCACCGAGAUGGAUGAAGGACCCCCCGGAGAUUGCGGGCGUAAACCAUUUGAAGAGCAAAUACAUGCAGACUUAUGCGCUGUAUCAUUUAAAAUUCUUGCAGUCGUACUCAGAAAACGGAGUCCAGUUGUGGGCAAUUACAACUACAAACGAACCACUCAGUGGCCUGCUGCCAUUGGGAACCUCUCAACACCUCGGAUGGUCGGCUCAGAAUAUGGGCAAAUGGAUACUUGAGAAUUUGGGUCCGACGAUCCGUAACUCAUCAUUCAAGGACGUGAAAAUACUCGCCGUGGAUGACCAGCGUUUCUCCAUUCCAAUGUGGUUUAACAUUGAUUUGUGCAACGACGUUGUGGGUUGGAUCGACUGGAAUAUGUGCCUCGACACGAACGGUGGUCCAAACUGGGUCGAGAACUAUGUAGACUCGCCCAUCAUUGUAAAUGCUGAAAAGCAAGAGUUCUACAAGCAACCGAUGUUCUACGCGUUGGGACAUUUCAGUAAAUUCUUGACACGUGACUCUCGAAGAAUAGAGCUUACGAAUACUACCAUUUGUACGAUUCCCGAUGACCGCGGCGCUGACGAUGGAAAGAAUAUAGAUCAAUGCAAUACCGACGAGAACAUGGCGUCUUAUGACAGUGUCGCAUUCCAGACUCCAAACCAAACCAUCGUUGUCGUCAUCCAUAACAGAGGCAUUGAAAAAUCUGUGGUUAUUAAAUAUGGUGAUAAACAAGCAACUCUGCAACUGGAGGCGGCUUCUAUAACUACCGUUGAAUUUCCGGCAGAAGAUGUUCAG
This is a messenger RNA of Iphiclides podalirius (scarce swallowtail), 3288 nucleotides long. The record is from the annotation of a GenBank genome assembly. NCBI's taxonomy places the organism in Eukaryota, Metazoa, Arthropoda, Insecta, Lepidoptera, Papilionidae.